Molecule: messenger RNA, 4016 nt
Organism: Hyalella azteca
Lineage: Eukaryota; Metazoa; Arthropoda; Malacostraca; Amphipoda; Hyalellidae
Product: putative sodium-dependent multivitamin transporter
Exons: 11
Coding region: 291-2075 (594 amino acids)
Biological process (GO): sodium ion transport; transmembrane transport
Cellular component (GO): membrane
Molecular function (GO): symporter activity
Source: RefSeq, a predicted model, not a curated record
AAAAAUUCCAAUAAUGAUAUUUUUCAUGCAUGUGCUUGAUCAGUGACAUUGUAACUAAUAUAAGCAGGCAGAUUGAUGUCCAAUGCUCUGAUGACUGCAGUUGCCUUGCUUAUAUACCUCACUCAUGCUCCCAAUGUCUGGUUACACUUCAUUCCACUCGCAACUGGAUCUGUAAACACUACUCUGUACUUUAACAAUACAUCCAUAUCUGGAAGAAGGCUCUCAUUCACCUAAAUUGUUGCCAGAGACUAAAGAACCCAACAUAAGCAUUCCAUAGUGGCAACAAAGUCAUGACAGAGGCUGAGAUGGAGGUGACAGCGGUGCUUGGUGUGUUUGAUUAUGUGGUAGUGGCGAUGCUGCUGCUGCUGUCAUCCUCAAUAGGCCUGUACUACAGGCUUACAGGAGGCAAACAGGCCACACUCAAGGAGUUUAUGCUAGCCGACAACAGCAUGCCAUUCGUGCCUGUGGCAUUCUCACUGAUGGCCUCCUUCAUGUCGGCCAUCACGCUGCUGGGGGUGGUGCAGGAGAUGUACAUGUUCGGCACCAUGUUCAUCAUGAUCAACUUGGCCUACAUUAUCUGCACACCCAUCGUCUGCUACUUCUACCUCCCUGUCUUCUACAACCUCCAAAAAAUAAGCGUCUACAAGUACCUGGAGCUACGUUUCGGCUACCAGACUCGCCUGCUCGCGUCGCUGUCGUUCACGCUGCAGAUGACGCUGUACACCGGCAUAGUGUUGUACGCCCCUGCCCUGGCACUAGCUGCUGUCACUGGUCUGUCACAAGCCCUGAGUAUCGCGCUGGUGGGUAGCGUGUGCACAUUGUACUCAGCCCUGGGUGGCAUGAAGGCCGUACUCAUCACUGAUGUACUGCAGUCUGUACUCAUGUUCGCUGCCGUACUCAUAGUUGUCUGUACCGGGCUGCAGACCUUCUCGCUCUCACAGGUCUUCUCCAUCGCUAAUCAGUCUGGCAGACUUCAGUUCUUCUCACUGGACCCCGACCCCCGGACGCGACACACGCUCUGGACGCAGGUGCUGGGGGGCAGCGUCACCUACCUGUCCCUUUACGCCGUAAACCAGGCGCAGGUGCAGCGCCUGCUCGCCUGCAGAACCCUGAAGCAGGCGCAGUGUGCAGUGUGGUUGCAGUGGCCCAUACUGAUGACACUGUCACUGAGCACUGCACUGGCCGGCCUCAUCAUAUACGCGCAGUAUAGUCAGUGUGAUCCUCUACUGACCGGCGUCAUCAGCAAGUCUGACCAGGUGAACUAUUUAUACGGCGCCCUCUGCAUCGGGCUGGCGUUCGUGACGGCCUCGCUGGGCGCAGGUGUGCUGCAGGCGUCGCUGACGGUGUUUGGGGCCGUGGGGGGGCCUCUCCUGGGGCUCUUCACGCUGGGCAUGACCACACGCAGUGUGGGCCAGAGGGGCGCCGUGAUGGGGCUCGUCGUGGGCUUGGGGCUCAGUUUAUGGAUCGGGUUCGGUCAGCCCAAGCCCUCUCCGUCCUACAAGCCCAGAUCCAUCGAGGGCUGUGCUGACAUCAGCACUGGCCGCAAUGUCAGCUUCUUGCUCACCGUGCCGCCGCUGGCUGACACCAGUGCUGAUGGACGGUGGUCGGCUGACACCAGUGCUGAUGGACGGUGGUCGGCUGACACCAGACAUGCCAGUAUAGCUGACAAGACAGCAAGGAUGACCAAGGAUAACGUCACUGAUGUCAGGAAGCCCUCGUCCAUAGGGCUGACCCCCAAUACCACUGGGGAGGCAGGGGACCCUAGUGGAGCUAGUAGCCCCUCUGGUGGGGCCAGUAGCCCCCUACACGAGCUCUACGCGGUCUCCUACGCCUGGAUCGGCACUAUCGGUUUCAUGAGCACAUACGUGACAGCGGUACUGCUGACGCUGGUCACGCGCUGUAUGUCAGGAGCCGCUGACGCAGACGUGGAUGAGCUGCUGCUGACGCCGUGCUGUAGGAGGAAGCCUCCUGACGCUGACAAGCUGUCCUGCCUUGCUGAUGUCAGGCAGCGAGGGCUCCUUCAUAACGACUCGACGAACGCGUUCGAGGAAAUUAUGGACAACAGCAAACUUUGAUUGACCUGCCACGCAGUCUGCGUUGUCUGCCUUGACCUGCCACGCAGUCUGCGCUCUCUGUCUUGACCUGCCACGCAGUCUGCGCCCUCUGUCUUGACCUGCCACGCAGUCUGCGCUCUCUGACACGGCUGGUUAACGUCUUACUAAAGAAGUUAAGAGGAGGCAAGUUUAUCAUUGAGAUCUUCAAGAAACUAAUGGAUGUGAUCAUAGAUACAACUCCUGAUUGUCCGCCUCUGCACCACCACCAGCGACAACAAUAAAGCAAUAACAUCGUGCAUCAUCUUACUUAACUAAGGGCAGAUGCGCGGUAAUUACAGGCUGGUCCGUGGGACCUUGGUGACGAGAACGACUUACCUGCAGGGGCUGAAGGCGGUGGUACAGUAAGGUGGUGCUUCAGCGUGGGCUGGGGCUCCUGCGUACGAAACACAUGUUAAGGAUACAAAGAAACAUUCCCCAUUCUGAACUAUCUCAACGCCAGCGCUCUAACUAUAAUUAAAGUUAUGAUUAGGGGCGAAUUAUUGAUAUGCCAUCGAAUUACGCUCGAUACAUAUUGAAUUCAAGAUAACACCAUAUUUUUCAUCUGAAAAAUGCUGGCAAUAUUUAUAUUUGAGGUCAGACUUCAAAAUUCAUCCUCCAUUGCCACUGAAAAAUUGAUGGUAAUUUACGUGCAGUUUGAAAACUUCGAGCUCUGAUGGUUACAAGUUGCUGAUGCUUUAGGCGAAGUUGACUUGGUGGUCUAAGUUUAUUUAGUGACCAAAGUUCUCUCGGUGGUCAGAGUUGACUUAGGAGCCGGAAUCGACUUAAAAAUAAGAAUUGACUUAGUAGUUAAAUUUGACUUAGUGGUCAGAGUUGACUUAGUGGUCAGAGCUGACUUAGGAGUCAGCGUUGACUAGUAUUGGGCCUGUGUGGUGUUGUUUGGCGCAAUAGUGUGUUGAGUAGUAACUAGAUAUUAGUAGCUUGCACGUGAGUGUUGAGUGUGUUGAGUAGGUAGACUGUUGAAGUUUGUCAAGCGUUAGGUUCUAAGCAGUGAGACAGCAACUCGUUAGUCUUCACUAUUUGUUUGCAUUUUGAAUGUGUCAAGUAUGUUAGUGUAGCACUAUUUGACCUGCAGCUGUCCUUAUUACAAUAUUGAAGACAAUUACUAUACAUUUUUAAUGAUUAUAACCACACACGUGGGCAUAGAUGAAAUUCUUGCGUUAAUUUUCACAAUCUGUUAUCGUAGAUACUCGUUAUCCGCGACUUAAUCCAAGCACAAAAUGUUAUAAGAAGUCCUUAUGUCAUUGCUAAUGAUGGCUAGUAAUUACAAAGUACUGAGCAUAAUACAAUUACUGAGCAAAAUACAAUUACUGAGCAUAAUACUGAGCAUAAUAACAAAAAUUACUGAGCAUAAUACAAUUACUGAGCCUAAUAAUACAAUUACUGGUACUGAGCAUAAUAAAGGCUAUUGCGCAUAAUAUUAUUGCUUAUAUUAUUAUAUUUAUUGUUGUUUUUCGAGAUGUUAAGAGUUUGUAGCUAAACAUUUUCAUGUUGUUGAAUCUUGUUUGAAGUACAAAUUGUUUGGUAAGCGGCAAUAAAAUUCUAAUGUAACAUUUUUGGUCCUUAAUAAGGACCAAAACUAAUUUUAUUGCCAGUUACUAAACAAUAACCAAGCUUUGAUGAAUAAAAUAUGCUAUCUUUUAUAUGAAGAGUGCAGACACCUGACGCGCGUAAUGCUGUGCUUAGUUGUUGUAUUGUUAGAUAUUUAAUAAUUUUAAAUUUAAAAGGUCACAUUUUUAAAUGUAAAGGGACGAACAUUUUUGUGUUACUCUAUCAACUGAACAAUUUUGUGUUACUCUGUCAACUGAACAAUUUUGUGUUACUCUGUCAACUGAACAAUUUUGUGUUACUCUAUCAACUGAACAAUUUUGUGUUACUCUAUCAACUGAACAAUUUUGUGUUACU